AUGCGGGGCGGUAUCGAUCAUCCGGAUCUCUCCGAAGUGGAGAAGUUCCACUACUUGAAGGGAUGCUUACAAGGAGAACCCAAGAGUCUCAUCGAUCCACUUCAGAUUACUAAGGCCAACUAUCAGGUGGCAUGGGACUUGCUGUUGAAGCGGUACAACAACAGUAAGCAGCUGAAGAAACGGCAGGUGCAAGGCCUCUUCAACCUUCCCGCCCUUCCUAAGGAAUCCGUUACCGAUCUGCACGUCCUCAUUGAAGGCUUUGAAAGAAUUGUGCAGACUCUUGACCAGAUCAUUCAGUCAGCCGACUAUAAAGAUCUUCUACUGGUCAACAUCCUCACUACACGAUUGGAUCCGGUCACUCGGAGGGGUUGGGAAGAGUUCUCAGCUAUGAAGGAGACAGAUACACUUGCAGAUCUGCUUGACUUCUUGCGGCGUAGACUCCAGGUUUUGGAUUGCUUGCCAACCAAGUCUGCUGACACUAGGGGUGAUCAGCAGCAGCAGCAAAUUCAAUCGAAGCAAAGGCUUCCACCAGUGAAGACAAAACGGGACACCAAGCAAAAGAGUGCCAAUCCAAAUACUCUUGCCGGAGCUGCAAGGGUCGGCAUCAUACUCUUGUGUGCUUCAAUUCAGAAAGGGAUACGGAUAAGGAUACGAAGGUCAUUUCAGGUUCUUCUGGCUACAGCAGUCGUCGUGAUCAAGGACGACGAUGGCAAUCGGAUUCCGGCGCGUGCGCUGUUAGAUUCGGGAUCGGAAAGCAACUUCGUGACUGAGCGAUUAAGUCAGCGCAUGAAGGUAACUCGAAAUCGAGUGGAUAUUUCUGUCGUCGGAAUUGGACAAGCAGCUACCAAGGUCAAACACAGGAUACAAGCGGUUUUACGGUCUCGAGUGUCUCAAUACUCACGAGAAUUGAGCUUCCUAAUCCUUCCAAAGGUAACGGUAAAUCUUCCAACCACCACUAUCAAUACUGAUAGAUGGACAAUUCCGGACGAUAUCCAGUUGGCUGAUCCUGCGUUUUUCGAAUCUAAGGUGGUGGAUCUUGUACUCGGGAUCGAAGCGUUUUUCGAUUUCUUCGAAACCGGAAGGAGAAUUUCCCUGGGCGAACAACUACCGACUCUUAAUGAUUCCGUAUUUGGCUGGGUCGUAUGCGGAGGAUUUUCGGUUCCUAGUCGAUCACUGCACAUCAACUGCAAUAUGUCGACAACGGAGGAUUUGGACGCGUUGAUGUCUCGAUUUUGGACUUGUGAGGAAGUCGAGUCUGACAACACAUUUUCACUGGAAGAGAAACGCUGUGAAGAGUUAUUUUUGAACACGAAUGAAGACGCUAUCUUAAGGUUGGGCGAGUCAAGGGACAUCGCAUUCCGACGUCUUCAGGGAACCGAGCGUAGGUUGGCUAGGGACGAAAAUCUACGGAAGCAGUAUACUGAUUUUAUGGAGGAGUACCUGCAUCUAGGUCAUAUGCGGAAGGUCGAAGAAGUUGCUACAGAUUCGGUUAAACGGUGUUAUUUGCCACACCAUCCAGUGGUAAAGGAUUCCAGUACCACUACCAAGGUACGGGUGGUAUUCGACGCUUCCUGCAAGACUUCUUCCGGACUAUCAUUAAACGACGUGUUACUGGUUGGGCCGGUGAUACAGGAGGACCUCCGUUCCAUUAUCCUACGCAGUCGGACAAAACAAAUCAUGCUCGUGUCCGACGUGGAAAAGAUGUUCCGACAAAUCAAUGUUUGCCCAGAAGAUCGACCGUUGCAGUGUAUUCUCUGGCGAAACUCGUCUGCCGAAGAGAUAUCCACCUACGAGCUAAACACGGUGACAUACGGUACUAAGCCAGCGCCAUUUUUGGCCACCAGAACGCUAAAACAAUUAGCACUGGAUGAGGAGGAGCGGUAUCCACUAGCGGCCAAGGCAGCCAUCGAGGAUACCUAUAUGGAUGACGUCAUCACAGGAGCAGACGAGGUAAAAACAGCAAUUGAUUUGCGAGUGCAGUUAGAAGCAAUGACGUCAAGCGGAGGAUUUCGUCUACGGAAGUGGGCGUCGAACUGUCACGAUAUACUGAACGGAAUCGAGGAGGAAGAGCUUGCCAUCCGAUCACCUAAAGGCAUUGUUUUGGAUCCAGACCCUUCGAUAAAAACCUUGGGACUGACCUGGAUGCCAGUAACCGAUACACUUAGGUUUCAGUUCACCAUCCCCAAUUUGAACACAGAAGUUCCUCUUACCAAACGGUGCGUGCUUUCGGUGAUUGCUACACUGUUCGACCCAUUAGGCCUGUUGGGCGCUGCUAUCACUACAGCGAAGAUCUUCAUGCAGCUGCUGUGGACGUUGCGAGAUGAAAAUGACCAACGACUAGAUUGGGACCAGCCGUUACCUCCAACGGUGGGUGAGGCCUGGAGAAAGUAUCACCAGCAACUCCCACUGUUCAAUGAAAUCCGUAUCGACCGCUGUGUUAUCAUCACAGACGCGGAUAGAAAAGCCCCUACGUUCCUGUCUACUGAAGAGUUAAAGGAGGCGGAAAACACUCUGGUUCGAUUGGUUCAGAGGGAGGUGUUCGCUGAGGAUUGGAAGGCGCUCUCCAAGGAAAAUGCUGUUUCCAAGAGCUCGCCGCUUCGAUGGUUUAAUCCGUUUGUCUCCCAAGACCAGUUGAUCAGACUUGGCGGUCGUUUAAAGCAUUCGAUGGAGUCUGAAAGCACCAAACAUCCGGCCGUUUUACCCACUCGGCACAUAUUUACACGCUUGCUGUUACGGUAUUACCAUGAACGACUUCUGCACGCUGGACCACAGUUGCUGUUGGGAGUUGUUAGGCUUCGAUUUUGGCUGCUGGGAGGCAGGAGUGUAGUUCGAUACAUUAUCCAUCAGUGUCAGAUAUGCUUCCGAUCGAGACCAUCGACCGUACAGCAGUUUAUGGGGGAUCUACCAGCUUCACGGGUCACCGUAUCCCGUCCAUUUUCUCGCACAGGUGUCGACUACUUUGAACCUCUCUAUGUGAGACCAGCUCCAAGGCGAACUGCAGUUAAGGCUUACGUUGCUAUAUUCAUGUGUCUGUGUACCAAAGCAAUGCAUCUCGAAUUGGUCACAGAUUUAUCGACAGAUCGAUUUCUACAGGCUCUACGGAGUUUUGUUGCCAGAAGAGGACGAUGUACGGAUAUAUAUUCCGACAACGGCACUAAUUUUGUCGGCGCUCGCAAUAAACUGCAAGAAUUCCUGCGAUUGCUUAAAGAUAGCCAUCAUAACGACAUUGUGUCCAAGCAAUUAGCCAAGGAAGGGAUCCAAUGGCACUUUAGCCCGCCGAGUGCGCCACAUUUUGGCGGUAUUUGGGAGGCCGCAGUCCGAUCAGCAAAAAUUCAUCUGCUAAAGGUGCUAGGCGAAACUCCUGUGUCCCCAGAGGACAUGAACACGCUAUUAGUCCAAGUUGAAGGAUGCCUGAAUUCUCGCCCGCUCACACCCAUGUCUGAUGAUCCGAAUGAUCUGCAGCCACUAACUCCCGCACAUUUUCUGGUUGGAGAAUCUCUCCACGCUGUUCCCGAUCCAGAUUUAACAAGCAUUCCAAUGAAUCGUCUCACCCAAUGGCAGUUAACCCAACAAAGAUUGCAGAACUUCUGGAAAAGGUGGCGCAGAGAAUAUCUGUGUCAACUUCAAUGCAGAACCAAACGAUGGAAACCGGCUGUUCGUAUUGACAUUGGAAAGCUAGUCGUUAUUAAAGAUGAUAAUCAACCUCCAAUGCGAUGGAAAAUGGGUAGAAUCGUGCAAACUCACCCUGGCGACGACGGAACCGUGCGAGUAGUUACACUGAAAACCGCUACUGGAAUGCUAACUCGUCCGGUCGAAAAGCUUUGUCUGCUACCUAUUUCGGAUGACAACGACGACAUACAGCCAACAGAAGUCCACAAUCAGCAAUCCUAG
This is a messenger RNA of Topomyia yanbarensis, 3891 nucleotides long. RefSeq lists its product as uncharacterized. The record is from RefSeq and is a predicted model, not a curated record. Gene Ontology annotation, molecular function: nucleic acid binding. Bases 1 to 3891 code for a protein of 1296 amino acids. Gene Ontology annotation, biological process: DNA integration. Lineage: Eukaryota; Metazoa; Arthropoda; Insecta; Diptera; Culicidae. The transcript is spliced from 5 exons.